CAGCAGGCGGCGGCGGUGGGUUGGCAGCCCUGGCGGUCUCCUUUACACUGGUGGCUGCGUCAGCAUUAUCCACCAUGAAGCUUAAUAAGCUGAAAACAGCUUCUCGACGCAAGAACCGAAAUCGUUACUUCAAUGCACCUUCCCACAUACGUCGAAGGUUCAUGUCUGCCCCCCUCUCUAAAGAACUGAGACAGAAGUACAAUGUUCGAUCAAUUCCUAUUCGCAAGGAUGAUGAAGUUCAGGUGGUUCGUGGGCACUACAAAGGCCAGCAAGUAGGGAAGAUUGUUAGUGUGUAUCGUAAGAAGUACUGCAUCUACAUAGAGAGAAUCCAGAGAGAAAAAGCAAAUGGUGCCUCUGUUUAUGUUGGCAUCCAUCCCUCUAAGGUAUGCGUGGUGAAGCUCAAAAUGGACAAAGACCGCAAGAAGAUCAUAGAAAGGAGAGCAGCAGGGCGUGCUGCAAGACAAGGAAAGGACAAAGAGAAACUCACUGCUCUGGAUACCUCUUCCUAAAUAAAGCCUCUUAAUUAUU
This is a messenger RNA of Cherax quadricarinatus, 528 nucleotides long. It is a transcript of the gene RpL26, whose product is annotated as ribosomal protein L26. Gene Ontology annotation, molecular function: structural constituent of ribosome; RNA binding. Gene Ontology annotation, cellular component: cytosolic large ribosomal subunit; ribosome. Gene Ontology annotation, biological process: ribosomal large subunit biogenesis; cytoplasmic translation. NCBI's taxonomy places the organism in Eukaryota, Metazoa, Arthropoda, Malacostraca, Decapoda, Parastacidae. The record is from RefSeq and is a predicted model, not a curated record.